This is a messenger RNA of Quercus lobata, 2031 nucleotides long. It is a transcript of the gene CPL4, whose product is annotated as C-terminal domain phosphatase-like 4. The coding region runs from base 132 to 1559 and encodes 475 amino acids. Gene Ontology annotation, molecular function: RNA polymerase II CTD heptapeptide repeat phosphatase activity. The transcript is spliced from 9 exons. Gene Ontology annotation, cellular component: nucleus. The record is from RefSeq and is a predicted model, not a curated record. NCBI's taxonomy places the organism in Eukaryota, Viridiplantae, Streptophyta, Magnoliopsida, Fagales, Fagaceae.
CUGGAAAUCUGGAAUUCCCAAUAAAACAAUACCACUAUUAACAGCUUCAGUUCAAAUAAAAACUGAACCCAACCAAAUAGAGGAGAUUGGUUCUCGAUCCUUGUCUUAGGCUGCUGCUACUGAUUUCCACGAUGAGCCUUGUGAGCGAUUCUCCGGUGAACUCCUCCAGCAGCGACGACUUCGCCGCGUUUCUUGAUGAUGCUCUCGAUUCCGGCGAUUCUUCCCAAUCCUCACCGGACGACGACGACGAAGACAACGACAAGAGCAAUCACAAUGACCCGGAAGCCCAACUUCCCAAUGACCUUGAUACCCAAAGGGUAAAAAGGCGCAAAGUGGCGGAGGAGUUAGAAAACAUAGAGGAACUUCAAGCGUCAACUUCACAAUCAUCCUUAGAACAAACAUUAGAGGCAUCCAAAAAGAAGGAUGAGUGUACACAUCCUGGUUCUUUUGGAGAAAUGUGUAUACUAUGUGGGCAAAGGUUGCAGGCGGAAUCUGGUGUGACAUUUGGAUACAUUCACAAGGGACUAAGGCUUCAGAAUGAUGAAAUUGCCAGAUUGAGAAACACAGACAUGAAGAAUUUAUUGCGCCAUAAGAAGCUUUACUUGGUUCUUGAUUUAGAUCAUACGCUGCUUAAUUCUACUGAGCUUAGAGAUAUGACAUCAGAAGAAGAAUAUUUAAAGAGCCAAACAGAUUCUCUGCAAGAUGUCUCAAAAGGCAACCUUUUCAUGUUGAACUAUAUGCAUAUGAUGACGAAGCUAAGGCCCUUUGCUCGCACAUUUUUAAAAGAAGUAAGUGAAAUGUUUGAGAUGUACAUUUACACAAUGGGUGAUCGGGCCUAUGCAUUGCAAAUGGCUAAGCUGCUUGAUCCUCAAAGAGAGUACUUCAGUUCUAGAGUGAUUUCACGUGAUGAUGGCACCCAGAAACAUCAAAAGGGUCUUGAUAUUGUGCUUGGGCAAGAAAGUGCUGUUCUGAUUCUUGAUGAUACAGAACAUGCAUGGACAAAGCACAAGGAGAAUUUGAUAUUAAUGGAAAGAUACCUUUUCUUCGCUUCAAGUUGUCGUCAAUUUGGCUUCAAUUGUAAAUCUCUUUCUGAAUUGAAGAGUGAUGAAAGUGACACUGAUGGAGCACUUGCAACAGUUCUUGAAGUUCUCAAGCAAAUCCAUAAAAUGUUCUUUGAUGAACUCAAGGACAAUCUAGUUGAUAGAGAUGUGAGGCAGGUGCUGAAAACCGUUAAGAAGGAAAUUCUGAAGGGGUGUAAAAUUGUCUUCAGCCGUGUGUUUCCCACCAAAUAUCAAGCUGAAAAUCACCAUCUAUGGAAGAUGGCGGAACAGCUGGGAGCUACUUGUGCGACAGAGCUUGAUUCAUCUGUGACGCAUGUGGUCUCAAAUGAUGUUGGAACAGAGAAGUCUCGGUGGGCAGUGAAACAUAAUAAGUUUUUGGUCCUUCCACGGUGGAUAGAGGCAGCAAAUUAUAUGUGGCAAAAGAAACCUGAAGAGAACUUUUCUGUCAAACCCAAUGAAGAGCCAAUAACUCCUGUUUGUAGCAAUGCUAACAGCUAACGCUCGGUAAUGAUACAGCAGUUUGGGAACUUGGGCUACUCUUCAGUAUUGUAGGCCAUUUCCUUGACUAUCUUACUUACUCAGUGCCCAGAAAGGCUAAGGGCUAACCAUUUUGUUAUAAAACUUUGAAUAGUAUUUUGCUUCAUAGAAAAGCUGGAUGCAGGUUUGAUGAUUUUAAAUCACUUAAUAGGUUCAAAAAAAUUAACUAGUGGUGGACUAAUUGGAACAGUGAAUGCUGGAUCCUGAUCUAUUCUUGUUGUAUAUAAACUAUCUAGGUGCUGUUUUAGAGAGAUUCGAAGUAACUAGGCUUUAUAUUACUGUUGAGCAGCUACGUUCUUGUUUACAAUUGGAUGCCAAUUGUAUUAAGAAGUAAUAUUUGUUUUUCUUUAACUAAUUUUGGACAAACCACACUUUGGUUCUUCCAACAAUGUGACUAAUUUUAAUUUCAUCCCUUUACAUUUGAUUGUGUCAA